Molecule: messenger RNA, 1282 nt
Organism: Trifolium pratense (red clover)
Lineage: Eukaryota; Viridiplantae; Streptophyta; Magnoliopsida; Fabales; Fabaceae
Product: glutathione S-transferase T3-like
Exons: 1
Coding region: 267-1169 (300 amino acids)
Source: RefSeq, a predicted model, not a curated record
AGUCCAUAAACAAGCAAUGGUUCUUCAAUUUUUUUUUUGAUUUUAAUAAUAAAAGUAGCCGUUACCAACGGCUAGUUUCUUUUUUUUUUCUUUUUUUUUUUAGUUAUUUUUUAGUUAUAAAUAUAGUUUUGUGAAAAAAAUUAACCAACACAAAUUUUACCAACACUUAUAUUUUCUCUUCAAUUUCAAUUUUCUCUCUCACAAUUUCAUCAUUUUAAUUCAAAUUUUCAUUUUUUUUUACUUCAAAUUACAAUUGUUUAGGUCAAAUGGAUCCUAAUCAUUUUCAUUAUCAACAAGCUAUGUUCAAUUUCAUGCAAAAUUAUCAAAAUCCUAAUCCUCAAAAUUCUCAAAUUCCACCGAUGCCACCAUUUUCUACUCAAGUUCCACCAUUUUCUACUCAAGUUGGUACUGAAAAAGAAGAAAGGGUUGUUGUUAAAAAAAAAUCUCGAGAGCAAUUUGCAAGGGAUGAGGAUAUACUACUUAUCCAAUCAUGGCUCAAUGUUUCAAAGGAUCCAAUUGUGGGAGUUGAUCAAAAGGCUGAGAGUUUUUGGGUAAGAGUCGCUGCCAAUUAUAACCAGUAUCGUGGGGAAUCGCGGGAAAAGUUAAAGGGACAAUUAAAAUGUCGAUGGCAUCGAAUAAAUGGCUUGGUUCAAAAAUUUGUUGGGUGUUACAAACAAGCUGUUAAUGGAAAGAAAAGUGGGACAUCGGAGAACGAUGUCAUGGCCGCUGCAAAUGCAUUUUUUGCUCAGGAUCAAGGUACAACAUUCAACCUUGAGUACGCAUGGAGAUUGUUAAAAGAUGAACCUAAAUGGAUGGGAGAAUCGAUUGAAAGUUCUUCAAAAAUAACAAAGACUUAUGCUAGUGAGGCAUCAUCGGAGAACCCAAAUACACCUUCAAGUUAUGAGUUUAACUCAUCAUCACCAAUGGAGCGUCCAAUGGGACAAAAAGCAGCAAAAAGGAAGGGUAAGGCAAAGGAAAUUCCAAAUGAAACGCAAGAUGCAAGGAAUAAAAGAGCAAUGUUAAUGGAAAGACUAGCGCAAAGUAAGGAAGACGAGAUAGAAUUAAAGGUAGUGCAACUAAUGAUGAAAGACACUUCUACUAUGAGCGAUAGUCAACGAGAUAUUCAUGAAAAAUAUUGUAAUAAGAUGAAAAAAAAAUAUGGAAUGUAGUUAGUAUCUACACCUAUGUAACAUGGUCAUUAGUACCACUUUAAAUUAUCAACACCUAUGUAACAUGGUCAUUAGUACCACUUUAAAUUAUAAUAAAUAUUAUGUUAUUCAAA